This is a messenger RNA of Sclerotinia borealis F-4128, 4650 nucleotides long. The record is from the annotation of a GenBank genome assembly. Lineage: Eukaryota; Fungi; Ascomycota; Leotiomycetes; Helotiales; Sclerotiniaceae.
AUGUUUGGGAAUAGAAGGAGAAGAGCGACAUCGAAUCCGCCAUCAAACCCUAAUGUCAGCGCAUCUGCCACGACCGCCGCGGCACAGGCAUUUCUAUCCCAUCGAGCAUCGAAUACGUCCUUGUCUUCAGCUGCAGCUGCUGCCGCAUUGCGGUCCAGACCAACAACACCUACAUCCGUGGCAGACAUUCAGACCAAAAGAACAAUUCGGAGAAACGGUUCGACCUCUUCUGCUGGAAGUUCUAUUGGUGGUUCCGUACGUGGUCCACCAGGAUAUGUCUUUGUGCGAAGAGGAAGUUCCGGUUCUAUGACCGAACGUACUUUUCGAGAUCCAUCACCAUCCAGGUCCUCGCCAGUUCCCAGUGCAUACGAUGCGCCACCUGUACCAUCAAUUCCAAAGAACAUAGAUACAACCGGUGGCAAAUCUUCAAGGCGAUCUGCAAGUAUGGAUGCACCCGGACUAAGAAUCGCAUCACCAUCCCCAACCAAACGUGGUGGGAGGGGUUCAAGUCUAGGGCCGUCGGCGACACCGUCGCGGGGGGUGGGUCCAAGGAACCCAAGCUUAUCCAGUGUAUCUGAGAUGAAUGACGAGAGUAGAGGGUCCGUCAAUUUUUCCUACCCUACGAGUACAAGGCCAAUGUCUCCUGAAGGACAAAGACGGCUAACAUGUCCCCAAAUUUCAAGUGCAACCCCCAGAAUCGUUUCGCCAAAUAACCAGAAUCUAGUGUAUGACCCUAACACAAGGCGCUUCUUGCCGCUAGUGGAUAUACUAGCUAUCGAGCAAAGGCUUAGUGGAAUUGCUAAUGCACCAGUAAAGAAGAAGAAACGAACCCCGACAGCACAAGGUACUCAUCUGGCGUCUGGAACUGUGGGCGGGAGAAUAAAGGGAACGGCAGUGGAUGCCAUGGAAAAGGAAUCGAAUACAUUAACGGUACAACAAUUCAUAUCGCAACCUACCCAACAUUGGAUAUCACAAUCUUCCACUAUACCCAAAUUGCCCCCCAUAUCAGCUGAAAACUCUUGGGUAAAUCCCGAGGCCGUAUCUGAUUUAGAAUCUUAUACCCAGCAACCAUCCCCCUCUGCACUGACAGCUCUACCGAAGAAGAAAAAGAAGCGGGCCAUUGUCACCGAUUCUGAUAGCGACCAGGCGUCGAUUUUACCAAACUCUUCUGCUGACGAAAGUGAUGUACCAUCUCAACCAUAUGUAUACAAAACUCGAGCAGGCACGUUGCUAGCGAAAAAGCCAUCGGUUGUUCGUGAAGACAGAGAAAGGGAGGAGGAGGAAGAUGAAUCUCCACUACGUCCCAACCAAGGAGGGCUCUCGGUGAAUUCCACUGAACCUAUAAGAACCGUCUCCCCAUCUCCGCUACCCUGGUCAACCGCUGGUAGGGGUCAUGGUCGAGAACAGUCAUCAACAAAUUACGCACAAGAACGACAACAUACGAGAUCUGCAAGCCAACCUGCUCCAAUGAUCUCUGCGCCCACCCCUUCGACAAACGAAGACUCGCUAUCUUCUCGUGGUGGUCGCGUGCAAUCUGUUAGUCCUGCAAGAACUCCACAUUUUAUGACAACCCCCGAAACUUUGAUGGUCAGACAUCAGCCACCUCCACGAUCUGUAUCUCCGCGAAAAUCUGCUUUGAAACAUUCUUCGAUAUCCUCAAGCGAGAUAAGAGGACCGUCGCCCUCCGAUGGUGGUUCUCUGCGACCCAGUGAGAUGUCUAAUGACGAGGAACAGCCAAGGAAAAAAGGAAACCGAGUUAGCUUUGAUGAGGGUAGUAAUAUAGUAUUAGGUCAAUCGACGUCAGUUGCUUCUGACUCGCCAGUCAUUCCUAGUCCGCAGACAAAGCGUGGCUGGUUCAACAUUGGUCGUGGAAAGAAAAAGGAUACACCCGCUACGGACGAAGAUGAUGAGGUGAUGAAGCCAAGACCGGCCCUUCCAUCCUUCGGAAGUGUGAGGGAGAGAAAGACACAUCGAGAGACAGAGGAACGACCUUUAGUCAGACCGCCAGAACCAAUAGAUACUGCCGCCUGUGACCCCUCUCCUGUAUCACCACUGUUCGCAUCUCAUAUGGGAGGUGUAUUGGAAUCUCCUAUGGGGCAGUCAAAUGAUCAUAUUGCUGGUGCAUUACUUGCUCAAGAUGCGGGUUCAAAGAAUACAGCAAAUAUUUCGAAAUCUCGCGAGCCACUACCCACUGAUGUAACUGCUAUGGAAGAAAAAGGAGAGCUCUCAGAUGCCAGCAGCACGUACAGCUUGGAGAACAAUAAUAUUGGUAUCGCUAGAAGUAACAGUUUUAAAGUUGGACCUGAAGACGGGCAUGUCGAUACGUAUCGAGAUUUGGCAAGUCCGACGAGAGACCAGUUUGAGGAUAACCAAGCAAACGAAGGGAUCCCAGAAAUUUCUGUUCAGCUUCCUAGUCCAGAACCUGAAGGCACGAAAUCAAAAGAAUGGCUCGAUAUGCCCGGUGGUUUUCGAAAUUCAGAGAGUUCCAGUUCAAGUUCUGGAGAUCAAACAAAAGACGAGGUUUAUCAUACUGCCAUUGAGAAUGGUGUGAUUGGUUCCACUGCUACGAAAACAGCAGAGUCAACGUCUAGUCCCUCUAAUAUUUCGGGAUUUGAGGAUGCCACACAACAGAGCUCGGAAUAUCAUCCCGCACCAAUCUUUGAAGAGACGGAAGAGGACUCUGAAAAUGACAGCAUUUAUAGUGAUGCUGCUGAAGAAUUCGAGGAAGUAGACGACGGCGGUUUUUUGUCUUUAGAUGCUGUGGUGGAAAGUCCUGUCACCAAACAUGCCAUUCUAGCAUCUGAUGCACAUAUGCCGGAUAGCCCGACAUCCAGAUCGACGAAAGAAAGGGCCUACAUGUCAAGCCUGUUGCAAAGGAAAUCAAGUGAGCCCGAUCCCGAAGAAGGUUGGGAGAAAGCUCAACAAUAUUGGAAGAAUUUGUCAGUGGAUAGAAAAAGGCAACUGGAGUUAGAGGCACAAAAGGAUGCAGAUGCCGAGGCAGAAUUAGAAGAGGCAGCAAAGCUAGCUCCAAAGCCAAAGAAGACAAAUAAAAAGUCGGUAACACCAGAAUCGCCUACUUCUCCCAUCAUGCAAACAAUGCAAGCAUCUUCAUUUCCCCCGAUUCAAAAACAACCCAGUCCCGAGAGAAGCUACAUGGUUCAGCCAGGAUCAAAAGCAGGCCCCAAUGGUCAUGCUCUAACUGCUAUGCGCUCAUCUAUGCGCGCGGAGCCUCCUCACGCAGAAUCAGAUGUUCAAUUGAGGAAAUCAAUGAGAGGAGCGACGCAAAAUGGUGCGGCUCAACCUAACGGAACACUUCAAAAGAAGCAGAGGCCUGCAUCUCUUCCUCCUGGUGAGGUGCGAGCAAAUCCUCAAACUGUGAAUCAGCAUCUUCGACUUAUUCAAGGUGCUGCCGUUACUGCUGCCUCACCUCCUGUAUCUCAAAGGAAUAGUGCAAUGGUGGCUCCAGUUCCUCUUCGACGUAAAUCAUCUGGCGAUAGUGAUACUAGUUUCAAACGUGCUAGACCUGCAACAGAUGGAAUAAGCAUGAGGCGCUCCAUGCGCUCUGGUGGUGAAGCAUCAGCCAAUGGCCGCCAACAGUCUCCCCUUAGCUCAAGCCGGUUUAGUCUUCGAUCAGCAUCGCCUGGUGGACCCCCCUCUGUCAGCAUGCGUGGGACAAUGCGAAAUUCAAUGAGGAGCUCCGACGACUCGGCUGCUCGAGCGAAAUCUCCCAUUAGGAUACCUGGAUUUGGCAGAAGUUCUUCGGCUAAACCAGCUCAAAAACGGAAGUCAAUGCAAUCUCGUGGAAGCCGAUUUGCCGAUUCCAGUGAUGAAGAUGAGCCUCGUUCCGGAUUUAGAAGCCGUUUUGUGGAUUCGAGUGAUGAAGAUGAACCCACAUCUAAAGCCACCCGACCGGUAUCAUCACGCGGUGCACCUGUUCGAAGUAUACCUCAGCCCGCCGGCUAUCAUGAUGGAGAUUCAUCGGAUCUUCCAGAUAGUGAUGAUAAUCGGCCAGCUACAGCUAAGAGCCCCAAGUCACAGCAAAAUGGCAACAGACCAUCGUCUCGAAGCACAGCUCUAGCAUCCGGAAAUCUUCAACGUUCUGGUUCAGGUCGCGAGAUGAUCAAGGUGGCCAAUGGCCAAGGCACGAUCGCGUCUACCCCCGACCGACCAACGCAUGCCAGACGUGGGAGCAUCUUGUCUAUCUUCCGCAAAAAGCCAGAUGUUAAUAGUAAGGUUCGAAAAUAUAAUGGGGAAAGUCCCGCACGAAGAGAUACUCCCUUGGAACGUAGUAGAUCUGAUCUCGAAGCUAUCAAACGACAAGACUCAUUCGGUAGACCCUCAACACCCAAGUUACAGAAGAGAAACCCUCACGCCGCCGGACAAAAUAGUGGUUCUUGGCCUCUUCCUAAUGAUACCGAUGAUAUUGGAAUCAAGAUACCUUUUGAGGAAGGUAGACCUUUCUCUGCAGAUGCAGCUGGUGGUAUAGUGGGUGGCGAACAUGCAGAUGUCGGAUCUGAUCUUCGACCAGAUGUUGAAAAUAGGAGAUUUACCGCCACGGGGUUAAAUGAUGUAGAUGUGAUGGCUCAAACCAGUGCGAGAAAAAAGAAAAAGUUCCAAGCGUUGAGGAAGAUGUUUAGGUUGGAUGAUUAG